AUGAGACCAACGCAGCAAGUGACGAUUGUCGAUUCGGAUCCAAAUCGUUUGGUCUCGACUGAGCGUGAAUUGUUGCAACUAGCACCGCUACCUCAUGAACGUGUAGUCUACUGGGGCUCCGGCAGUCCCCAAGCAUGGCGCAUUUUGAUUGCACUAGAAGAAAAAAAAUUGCCAUAUCGCAGUGUAUGUGUCAGUUUUUCCAGUGGUGUACUCAAAACACCAUUUUUUCGUGCUUUGAAUCCACGAAUGCGUAUUCCUGUGCUCGUCGAGCCAGUCGAAAUGUCACAACCUUCCGAUGAAACGAUUCCAAAUGACACAUUAGACCCUACAAGCAAAGUAACUGAAGCUGCUGUAGGCAUGUCUCGUCUUAUGACACCGCAGUUUCGUACUAUUAUGUAUGAAUCUAGUGCAAUUCUCGAGUAUCUCGAAAAGAAAUAUCCUGAAAGACCAAGUAUGCCAUCUAUGCCAGCUCUGUAUGCAGUUGCACAAUCGAGGCUGCACGAAGCUAAUGAAAUAUUAUCUGUUGUGGGUGAUUUGGUCGUAUAUUUACGUCGAUUUCCAUCUGGAAAACGGAAUAUGGAGAUUGUAAAUGCCAAAUGGACAUCGGUGGAGAAGGAAUUAAAUCUAUGGGAAUUUUAUCUCGAUGGCCACCAAUUUCUUGUUGACUCCAACACUCCAUAUCUAUGUGAUUUCACACUCUUUACUAACAUUGCCUACGCCGUGCGAUGUGGCUUGCAGCUUGACGGACUCUAUCCACGAUUGGCAAUGUUCUAUCUGCGAUUGUGUGCACGUAAAUCGAUCGAGACGACGUGGCCGCCACACUGGCGAACAACCUAUGGCUCUAAAAAGCCAAUGAUGCCGCUUAGCAUGGUCACACCACCGUCGGUAUUACAGGCAACUCAACAGCCAUCGUAA
This is a messenger RNA of Plasmopara halstedii, 915 nucleotides long. Its product is annotated as Thioredoxin-like fold. The transcript has 3 exons. NCBI's taxonomy places the organism in Eukaryota, Oomycota, Peronosporomycetes, Peronosporales, Peronosporaceae. The record is from RefSeq and is a predicted model, not a curated record. Bases 1 to 915 code for a protein of 304 amino acids.